Messenger RNA from Pocillopora verrucosa, 1880 nucleotides. Its product is annotated as aquaporin AQPAe.a. Gene Ontology annotation, molecular function: water channel activity. The record is from RefSeq and is a predicted model, not a curated record. NCBI's taxonomy places the organism in Eukaryota, Metazoa, Cnidaria, Anthozoa, Scleractinia, Pocilloporidae. Gene Ontology annotation, biological process: water transport; transmembrane transport. Gene Ontology annotation, cellular component: plasma membrane.
CUGAAGCGUUGCCAGAUAGUCACACAGAGCAUUUUGAGCUGGACACGAUUUCAAGCAGAGCAAGAGAGAAGAUCAGCCACGAUGAUGCUAACGUCGGAGCUAAAGAGCCGUCACUUUUGGGCCAGCGCCCUGAUAGAGCUGAUCGCAACUUUCUUUUUCAUCUUCCUGACAACUGGUACAACCAUCACAUGGAAUCCGAUGCAACCUCCGUCGACAGAGCUGAUUUCUUUGUGUUUCGGACUGAGCAUUGCAACCCUGGCGAUGUGUAGUUUACACCUCAGUGGCGGGCAUAUCAACCCCGCUGUUAGCAUCGCCAUGAUGGCCGUUCGAAAAGUGUCAGUCAUUCGAGGGAUAACUUACGUAAUUUUUCAAAUUGUCGGAGGUAUCAUAGGCUCAGCGGUAUUAAAAUACAUCACACCAAAAGAAAAACGCGGAACACUGGGCGCCACUGUCCCAGGUCCCGGAGUGACCGCAGGUCAAGCAGUUGGUAUUGAAAUCUUGCUGACAUUCCUCCUGGUUUUCACUGUGUGCGCGAGUACUGACCCGAAGAGGAAUCAUUAUGGAUACGAAGUCCCUCUGUCAAUUGGCCUUUGCGUGGCCGUGUGCCAUUUCAUUGGGAUUGGUUUUACAGGGUGUGGCAUUAAUCCUGCGCGCUCGUUUGGUCCAGCUGUCAUCAUGAAUACCUCCAAAAUCUGGGAAAACCAUUGGGUGUACUGGAUUGGUCCAAUUGGAGGAGGUUUAAUUGCAGCAGUUCUGUAUCAGGUGAUAUUUCGAACGAGGCAAGAACAAGGCCCAACGGCUGGUUCUGUGAAUGAGUUGGACAACUAUCAAGAUUCCAAGAUCUUCUUGAAAAGAACAAGUAGCUCCAAUAUGUAUCUCAGUGAAGGCAAAAUGGAGUUUAGAUCUCGCAAAUUUUGGACCGAAGUCUUCGCGGAAUUUUUGGCCACACUUCUGUUCCUGUUCAUGGUCUGUGGCACAGUGUUACCGUGGAAUAACACUCCACCAUCCGUUAUACACAUUGCUUUCAGUCAUGGACUAAGUAUAGCGACCUUAGCGAUGGCGGUGUUUCACAUUUCGGGCGGACAGCUCAACCCAGCCGUGACCAUCAGCAUGAUGGCUGUUGGAAGGGUCUCAGUCUUAAAAGCUGUGUUCUUCAUUAUUGCCCAGUGUGCCGGAGCUAUUUGUGGAGCAGCUAUAGUUUACUACAUGACCCCAACUGAUUCUAUUGGCUCACUGGGUGUCACAGCUCCUUCAAAUGGUGUCUCUACUGCGCAGGCGUUUGGAGUGGAACUCAUGCUGACUUUCAUAUUGGUUUUUGUGAUAUUCGCUGCGACCGACCCCAACAGGGGCAUGGCAGGAUAUGGGGUACCGCUGGCCAUAGGGAUUUGUGUGUUCAUUUGUCUCAUGCAUGGGAUUCCUUCAUCUGGAGCCAGCUUGAAUCCAGCUCGUUCUCUUGGUCCUGCCGUUGUUAUGAAUUUGUGGAGAGACCAUUGGAUUUACUGGGUGGCACCCACUCUCGGCGGUCUCCUGGCAACGUGCACCUACAAGCUGUUUUUCGCCCAGAGGAGAAACAACCAAAACACUUUAGAAGAUGAUAAUUACAAUGUGGAACUCAACGACAACGAUACAUCGAAGUUUAUGAUCUCCCCUUUGUAAUUGAUCAGCGGUCUCAGUCGGUCCCAACUAGAUAAAAUAAUUAGUUGGAAGUGGAUACGAAAUCUGAGUGAAGUGCUCUCUGAACUCGCCUGCUUACAUGUAUCUAGAUGAGCCCUUUUACUCCUAAGAUCCUCUUAUAAAUUCUCUGCACUGUUUGCCACUUUAUUUCUCAUAGCUUUAGCUCUGAGAGAUUGGAAUAAAAUCAGAAGAACCCCUUGUUUUGA